AACCGUGAGCUAACGAGAAGGAAGCUAAGUGCUCAAAGAGCAACUUUGAUUGGUCCAUCGUAAAUCUCCUAAAUAAAAACCUACUUGUGAUUCGUCCAAAGUAGAUCAAAGCCCCGGUGAGCUGGAUGGAGGGUGAGUUGUGAGUCUGGUUAAGGAACCCGAGAGCCAGGAUGGCUGGCAUGGUGCUGGGAGUGGGUGCUGGUGUGUUCCUCCUCGCUCUGAUCUGGGUGUUGGUGCUGCUGCUGUGUGCGCUGUUGUCCAGAGCCUCUGGGAUAGCUAGGUUCUCCAUCGUCUUUGUCUUCCUCGGUGCUCUGGUCAUUACUGUAGUUUUGCUGCUUUUCCCUCGAGCCAGUGAAUUCCCAGUCCCAGAGGUGGAAAUGAAGAUUGUGGAUGCCUUUUUCAUCGCCCGCUAUGCCCUGCUGGCUUUCCUCGGUGCCAUCUUUCUUGGAGGCCUCUUCUUGAUUCUUACUCAACAUGUGCUGGAGCCAAUCUACGCCAAGCCACUGCGGUCCUGCUGAGCUCAGUAACAGAAACAUGGGACGUUUUAAUGUCAUGGAUGAGCACAAAGGGACUCUGGAUCCUUGAUGGCAACCUUCAUGUCUUCAGACCAGAGGAAUGACCAUUUGUCAUUAAGACAAACCUCUUGAGCCCUGGCUUUCAGGAAUCCAGUAGCAAAAUAGACUCCAUGGGUCUGAAGAUGAAUAUGACUGUCUGUUCAGUACCAACACUCUAACAUUCCUGUCAGUUUUUAAUGGAAAGUAGUAACAGUGAUCUGCUUGGGGUAGAUGUUCAUUCAAGCAUUUAGGGAGGAGGAGUUUUAGGCUCUGCCCACCAACAGAAGAACCUGGUCCCUUUUGACAAUGUGUAAGUUCUUAGUUGAGUAACUGGAACCAUUUGGAAGAGAAAGGCAUUCAGACAUGAAAGGCGGCUGUAAUGUAAUAGCUUGGAAGGUGUAUCAGGCAAUGGUUAUUGACCACUCCUUAUGUAAUUCCACAGAGCUCUAUAAAGGCAGUGAGUGGCACUUGCCUGAGUUCCAAUAAAGCAAUAAACAACUACCAAAGGGCUUUCUCUUUAAA
Molecule: messenger RNA, 1076 nt
Organism: Phodopus roborovskii (desert hamster)
Lineage: Eukaryota; Metazoa; Chordata; Mammalia; Rodentia; Cricetidae
Gene: Tmem218
Product: transmembrane protein 218
Exons: 4
Coding region: 171-518 (115 amino acids)
Source: RefSeq, a predicted model, not a curated record